Thecamonas trahens ATCC 50062 is the source of this 1411-nucleotide messenger RNA. RefSeq lists its product as uncharacterized. The coding region runs from base 14 to 823 and encodes 269 amino acids. Gene Ontology annotation, cellular component: mitochondrion. The transcript has a single exon. Gene Ontology annotation, biological process: mitochondrial respiratory chain complex III assembly. The record is from RefSeq and is a predicted model, not a curated record. Lineage: Eukaryota; Apusomonadida; Apusomonadidae.
GCGGGUGAGGGGCAUGGCGGACAGAUUGCCGACGUUGGCAGGGCGUGCUGUGGCUAGCAGGCUAGUUGCGGGAAUGAGUAAGGUAUCUGCAGGGUCUGCCUUUUCAGCGGCGGUACACUCGAGUCAGGGCAAGGGCAAGGGCAAGGGCAAGGGCAAGUGCGGCGAAGGUGGGCAUGACGGCGACGGGCCGGUGGUGAUGACGGUGGGCGAGGUGAAGGACGAGGCAUCUCUCCCGUUCAAGUAUCGGAUGGCUCGGCGUGUGGGGCGGAUGCUCGGCUGGUUUUCAACCGAGUCUACGGCAAUCCGGGCUUCCAAGCCGCUGAUGGCGGCGUUCUCGGCCAUGGGCGACGAUGUGCAGAUUCGGGCGCGGGUGGGCCUGCCGGCAGACGACUCUUUCCGGGCAUGGUAUGGGCUUGUGGUCCUGCAGACGUGGAUGUACAUGGUACGGAUGCGGACCGAGGGGUCGUAUGGCGCGCAGAUGCGGCAGGCGCUCUUUGACUCGCUGUGGGAGGAGGUCGAGGUUCGGAUCCGGGCGACAGGCAUCACUCAGGACUCGCUUCUGGCGCGCAAUGUCAAGGAUCUGCUGGGCAUGUUCUACGGCGCAGCUGUCGGCUACGACGAGGGCUUUAUCGGCGACGACACAGUGCUGGCGGCGGCGCUGUGGCGCAAUUUGUACUCGAUGUCGCCCAACGUCGAGGCCAACGAGCUCGCGCGGAUGGUCGACUACGUCCGAGCGCAGAUUGCGCACCUUCAGACGCUCCCCCCGGAGGAGGUUCUCUCGGGCGACUUUGAGUUCCCGACGCCGCCGACGUUUCGCCUGUAAGCAGAGCACGCGGAAGGGGGGUGAAGGCUAGUCCGAGCCGAGCUCGCCUUCCUUGGCCGAGCGCACGGUCUCGAUCUGCUCGAGGUAGCCGUUGACGACGGCCUCGAACUCCUUGACGGUCAGCUUCCAGUACUCCUUGGGCAUAGUCUUUUCGAGGGCUUUGAGGUGCUUCAUGCCGUCGGUCCGAGCGGCGCGGACGGCAACACGGGCGUCCUCGCACCAGGCCGCGAGCUGCUUGAGCCGCUCGCGGCGGAGCUCGGCCGUCACCUUGGGCACCGGCACGUGAAGCCCGCCCUUGGCCGGGACCGGGUUGAGGUUUAGCCCUGCGGCGCGGAUGGCCUUCUCGGUCUCGGAAGUCAGAGACGGAUCAAAGAGCGUGACCGAGAGCAUGUUGGAGCCCUUAGUAGCGACCUGGGCGAUGUGGGCGAGCGGAGUCGGCGCGCCGUAGGCAUCAACCCGCACCGAGUCGAGAAGCUCUGGCGCAGCUCGGCCAGAGGAGAGGCCCGUGACUCUCCGAGCAAGGCCCUCAACAGCAUCUUCCAUACCAAGCGCAUACUCAUCAGCAUCAAACCCAUCAUCGUCAUCAUC